AUGGGAUUGAAUUGUGAACCUGUGAACAGUGAGGUGUAUCUAUUCGUCACCCCUUUUGCCCACCGCUUCCCGCCGCAGACUUGGUUGUCUACUCUACGGCCCUCUAGCCCAGCCCGUCCUGGCCUGCUAUGCUUGGAGGCCGAGGAGAAGGAACUCCCGGGCUUCGCUGCAGCCUUGAGGAGCUACCAAGACGUUGCGGUUGCGGGCACGUUCCUCGCUGUAGAGUUCACCACUUUGACAGAAUAUUUGCAUCUGCUGCAGGCUGCGGCCCAGGCUCUCAAUCCAUUAGGCUCGUCAGCGAUGUUCUACCUGGCUGCGGCCAUGUCAGAUUUCUAUGUUCCUGUCUCUGAAAUGCCUGAACACAAGAUCCAGUCAUCUAGGGGCCCACUGCAGAUAACAAUGAAGAUGGUGCCAAAAAUGCUUUCACCUUUGGUUAAAGACUGGGCUCCUAAAGCAUUUAUCAUUUCCUUUAAGUUGGAGACUGACCCCUCUAUUAUAAGUAGUGGGAUAGGAAACUGUGAACAAGAGCAAGGACCAGAGCAUAGCAAGGAUGGUAAAAGCAAAGUAAUUAAGGAAUACAGCUUUAUUACUGAUUAUGGAUUUGAUACCUAUGACCAGAAGGAAUCUCCACCCAACUGGGAAGACAAGCCCCAGCAUUGUCAAAGGUGCAACAAGGAAUCUCCGGAUUUGUGA
Messenger RNA from Chrysochloris asiatica (Cape golden mole), 693 nucleotides. Its product is annotated as phosphopantothenate--cysteine ligase-like. Gene Ontology annotation, cellular component: cytoplasm; nucleus. Gene Ontology annotation, biological process: coenzyme A biosynthetic process. Lineage: Eukaryota; Metazoa; Chordata; Mammalia; Afrosoricida; Chrysochloridae. Gene Ontology annotation, molecular function: phosphopantothenate--cysteine ligase activity. Bases 1 to 693 code for a protein of 230 amino acids. The transcript has 5 exons. The record is from RefSeq and is a predicted model, not a curated record.